Messenger RNA from Paramecium pentaurelia, 1355 nucleotides. Lineage: Eukaryota; Ciliophora; Oligohymenophorea; Peniculida; Parameciidae. The record is from the annotation of a GenBank genome assembly.
AAUGUAUUCAAUUACAGCUCGUUUUAAUUAAAUCGUGUUCUUCACAUCAUGGACAUUAGGUAUAAUACUCAUUCUAGAGAAGUCGUGCUAUCAUUGCUUAAUUAGGGCACAGCAUAUUUUUUUAAGACUGGAAAGCCAACAGUAGAUCUAAAGAUAUUGAGUGCAGAUAAAUUGUAUUGCAGAUAAAAUGAUUAUUUUGUUUAGUCAUCAUUUCAAGGCAACUUAUUAUAAUGGUGGUGUAACUGAUUGGGAUUAGGUGACGUUUAAAUUUUCAUUGGAGGCAGGUUUUUGAUACACGUAAUAUAUUUAGAUUUUGAACCUGUGUACAAUUGGAAUUUAAAGCAAUUAUUUUUAUAUGUGAAUGUUCAUCAUAAGCAUUAAGAGAAAGGAGUAUAGUGAUUUUAUCGAUUUAUUAGUUUGAAUCAGAUUGUGUGAUAUAUGAUAAAAUCAUUUCUAGACCUGAUGAUCCUAGCAGUUGGAGUACUUCAUCAAAAGUAAUUUAAAUUGUCAUGUUAGCUUGUUCUUAAAAAUUAAAGAGCUGAAUAUCCACUUAAAGAUAUACAUAAAUAAUUGCGUAAUGCUACAGUGAAUUUUGAAGUUUGGAUAGAAGUUAUGCCUUAUGUAGGUUAUAUAAGAAGAGAGAAAUUGGGUGAUUUCGAAUAUAAAAUGCCUUAAUAGUAUAAUUGAGAUGUGUAAUUUAUAUUUUUAACAAUCACAUUUUUUGAAUGUCUUGUAUUGAUUAGAGCUUUGCACAAUUUUAACAAACAGCUUAGUUCUUUAAUCCAGAUAUUGGGAACAAUGGAACUUUGAGAAUGCCAUAGAAAAUAAAAAAAAGAGAAAUCUCGAUGCCUUCUUAUUAUUUUGAUGACUUUAAGGGAUUUCUCAAGCAACCAAUUAAAAUAACUUCAAAUAUCACAUAAAGACGAAAUACACAUACAACAACAACUCAAGAUAGUAGUUAAAUGACUCAGUCUAUUAAGUAACCAAAUAAAAGCUUAAAAUAAUUGACAUAAGCUAAUGCUUAGGACUAUUCAAAAAUAAUCAAUAUAAUUAGUUAAUUUAACAAUACUAAUAAAUUAAAACAUGCAUAGAGUGCAAAUUCAAUGCAAUAUAAAUUGAUUAUACCUUUAAAAGAGAAAUCAAUAAAUAUGACUAGAGAUAGUAGAACUAAUUCAAGAUGUAGUGUAGUAUCAGCUUAAGGAGAAAGAAAGCGUAGCAUAAAAGUAAAUGAUCCAUAUGGAUUAAUUAAUAAUAAAAUAAUGAGCAAAACAAAUUCGAAAUAAUUCUUAAAAUAAAAAGCUUAAGAUAAAUUAGUAGAUAAGUUAUUCUCAUAAAGAUCAGAUAGUGUUUAAUGA